UGACGCCGUUGUUUGGCUGUUAUGCCGACAUCACGACAUUUGACCCAAAGGUAUCGACGGGUGGUUGGAGUGCAUUUAUGGUUUUCGACUUUACGAUCUUCUUUCUUACACUUGUCCGUGCCCUGAGAACAGCUAAGUAUGAGCGCACGCCUCUGCUGAGGAUUCUCAUUGUUGAUGGUUUCAUCUACUACUGUGUCAUGCUUGUCAUCAGCAUCCUCGCGCUUACUUUUUCGAUCGCACUCGCGCCAAGAAGAGAGAUACUUCUUGUCAUGAUUCCGCCGAUAUUCAAGGCAUGUUAUUGUAUACUCGGAAGUCGAAUUGCUCUUCGUCUACGACAAUCUGUCGCACAGGAAGUCAUUGGCACUUGGAAGAAUGUUACACCUCAUGAAUCUAGAGACAGGGAAGACGUCGAGCUGUCUACGCUUAACGUCGCAAGCAGAAGCCAGGGGUCAGAGGCCUUAAGCUCUGGAGCAACGUACGCAUUCGAUGGCGGAGCCGUGAACAUGCCUUAA
This is a messenger RNA of Fomitiporia mediterranea MF3/22, 512 nucleotides long. RefSeq lists its product as uncharacterized. Lineage: Eukaryota; Fungi; Basidiomycota; Agaricomycetes; Hymenochaetales; Hymenochaetaceae. The record is from RefSeq and is a predicted model, not a curated record. Bases 78 to 512 code for a protein of 144 amino acids. The transcript has 3 exons.